CAUGGUUCCGGAAAAUGCACCAUGGAGGUUCAGGUUGAAGGUGAAGAUGGUUCCAAAUUCGCAUUUGAAAAGGGUGAUAAAUCAGUGUUUGGACGAGGCUCUGGUUUUAGCACUAACGACCGCACAGUUUCUCGCCGUCACGUUUCGUUCCAAUUGGAGGCGGAAUCAGAGGCUCCUAGGGUUUCAUUCGAAGUCACCGGAAGGAACCCCAUUUGGGUGUGGACUAACAAGGACGGAGCGGUUAGGAUCUUCAGGAAGUUGGAGAAGGGUCACUUGGAAUUCGGGGACCGUUUCUGCUUGUUUGGGAAGGAACCCCUCUGGUUCAUUUUGAAGAAAGGGGAUGAAGUUGCUGAACCUGAGAGUUCAACGGGUGACCUUAAUUUUGACAAAAUGGAUGUUUCUGGAAUUGAUCCUGUUCAAGAGUUUGGUUUUCUUGUAAUGGGACACGAGUUUGACCAUUAUCCGAAGGGCAUGAUCCGGAAUGUGAAGGAUUGGGAUUGGUUCCUCGAGGAACCUAGCAAAGAUAGUGAGGAUGAGGAUGAUUUUAGGAAGGAGAGGAGGAAAAUGAAGAGAAAGCGAAAAAAAUGUAAAGACAAUGAAGAUGACGAGUGGACUGGGGAAAGUGAAGAUGAUAAGGACCUUGAUGCUAAGAUAGGGAAAGGUAAGAGACCAGGCUACUCCACAAGGUCAAAAGAAAAUAAAGGACCUAAUAGAGAUACCAAAGCUAGUAGAAAUUCUACGCGAAAGAAAGCAGCUCGUGUCAAUGAAACUGAUGAAGAAGAAGACAGUGAUGAUGAGACCCUAGGAGGCUUCAUUGUUGCUGAUGAAGAGAAUGUUCCGGAUGAGGAAAACAAUGAAGACGAAGAGGAGGAGUUUGAAGAAGAUGAAGAUGAUGAAGUGGAGGUAUAAUGUCAAGGGAAAGAAUAUACUUGUACUUCUUGACGCUAGAUGCUGGAUGCCAUGGCUUUUUAAUGUCAAUAUGUAAUGAUAAGUAGUUUUCACUUUUCGUCUCCAUGACAUCGUUUUGAUAUUUUUCUUUAAAUGUUUGAAUGAAUUGUUUUAUGUAUAGUAC
Gastrolobium bilobum is the source of this 1072-nucleotide messenger RNA. RefSeq lists its product as uncharacterized. NCBI's taxonomy places the organism in Eukaryota, Viridiplantae, Streptophyta, Magnoliopsida, Fabales, Fabaceae. The transcript has 2 exons. Gene Ontology annotation, molecular function: protein binding. Bases 22 to 909 code for a protein of 295 amino acids. The record is from RefSeq and is a predicted model, not a curated record.